CCAAAUACAAUUGCAAUUCCAUCCCAUUUAUUUCAUCAAGCAUGCCUUUCACCUCCCCGCCCCCACCAGGGAUCUACCCAGCGCGUGCUACAUAUUCUAAAGAUGAGCUUCGUGCCGCAUAUGUGGGUCGGUCUGUUGAAGAGCUCCGGACCCCCGCCUUUCUGGUGGAUCGUGCAAAAGUAGAACAAAACGCAAAAGAAUUAAUUGACGCAGCAAAGGAGGCGGGCGUGGAUGUUCGGGUGCAUGUCAAGACACACAAGACGAUUGAAGGCGCACUACUUCAACUCGGCGAUUCUCUCAGUUCGAUAAUUGUCAGUACUUUGGCAGAAGCACGGUACUUUGCCAACAGUGGCUUGUUUCAAGAUAUUUUGUAUGCCGUACCAUUGUCUCCCGACAAGAUUCAAGAAGUUCACCAAGUGUCACAACGGAUUGAAAAGUUCCAUGUCAUGGUCGACAAUGACGUUAUCAUUGAUGCGUUAGAGCGAUAUGCUAUUGCGGUGGGUCCCACAGCCACAUCGGCAGUUAAUCCGAGCAGUGCUGUAUCACAAGGGCGCGCUGCGCUAGAUCCUGCUAAGCCGAUGUUCAGGGCUUUCCUAAAGAUUGACACCGGAUACGGCCGAGCAGGAGUACCUUCGACAACGUCCAACGCAAUAUCUCUUGCGUCGCGGCUCCACAGAUCUGCCCAUAUAUGUUUCUCUGGCCUUUAUAGCCAUAGUGGACAUUCGUACGAAGCAGCAGACGUCGCUGGUGCUCUCGCAACAGCCAAGGAAGAAGCUCGCCUGACACUGGCUCUAGCUCAGGAGCUUCGAUCAAUCGGUAUAACUGCCCCUGUCGCAAGCGUGGGUGCAACUCCUAGUGUCAAAGCGCUGUUGGAAAUGGCCGGCGCAGGACGAGAAGCAAUAUCAGAGGCAAGAUUAGGCACAGUUGGCGAUGCGCUUAUGAAAGAAGCCGGGGAGCUCGCAAAUGACGUGGCAGCAUCCGCCCUCCCAGACGACGAACAAGAUGAAAAGAAGCACAAGGGCGGUUCAGAUCAAUCAGCUAUCGGGGAUGCGGCCUUGGUUGAAAAUCCGACACAUAACGAUUUCAAACUUGAAGUACAUCUCGGAAACUAUAUUUUUCUGGAUAUCCAGCAAAUAUCUGGUAUGCCCUGGCCGAUUUCGCGAUGCGCGGCAACGAUCCUAUCCCGUGUUUUGAGUCAAUAUCCCCAUCGGAAUGAGGUUCUCAUUGAUGCGGGCGCGUUAGCUCUCAGCAAAGACGGUCCAGGAGCACGCGGUGCUAAGCUAUAUCCUGGAUACGGCGUUUUAGCUGGCGAUUAUCUCGCACAUAGAACUGUUAGUCGAGUCAGUCAAGAACAUGGAGUUGUGGCGGGUCUUAGUCCGGAGGAAAUUGAAGCAUUCCUUGAGAUUGGUACAACAGUGGAGAUUGUACCGAAUCAUGCCUGUCUGGCCGCAGCAAAUUUUGAAUGGUAUUAUAUUGUAGAGGAAGGGAAGGUGGUCGACGUCUGGGUGCCCUGUCGAUCAUGGUAAUCUUUUGGUCAAUCGGCCGCAAGUGUACCGCAGAUAUACUGUAACCCUAAUCUAUAAUUUGGCCAUCUGCACAUCCCCUA
Molecule: messenger RNA, 1606 nt
Organism: Spizellomyces punctatus DAOM BR117
Lineage: Eukaryota; Fungi; Chytridiomycota; Chytridiomycetes; Spizellomycetales; Spizellomycetaceae
Exons: 5
Coding region: 42-1526 (494 amino acids)
Biological process (GO): D-serine catabolic process
Molecular function (GO): D-serine ammonia-lyase activity
Source: RefSeq, a predicted model, not a curated record